UUUGACUCUGCUGCUGAGCUCAAGCGUCAGCAGAGCAGAGGAACUUCGCUUAAUUCAGAAACAUUAUUUUGCACUUUGAACGCGUUCUCAGUCUCUCUUGUGGAACUAUGGCGCGCCCGGCUCUCCAAGUAACGCCCGUUUCACAGAUUGAUUUCCCUUACUGCUCCUCAUUUCAGCGAUACGACAUGACUGCUUCGUCAAUCUGCAUUAAUCUCAAAGCCCAUUUACCCAAAUUAAUUACUCAACGUCCACUUAUGAAAAUUAAACGCUUCAAAUCAAUUGGAAUUGUCGGAUUUUCUGGUUUGCAUGGUCAAAUAGAGCAGAAGACCAUUCUCGCUCCUGAAAUACCGCUGGACUUCAAUGACGCAGAGCUCGAGGUUCAAACCCGCAUUUGGAACUGGAGGGGUUACUCUGUUCGCUAUCAGUAUUCCGGAAACAAUGGCCCCGCAUUGGUUCUAGUGCAUGGUUUUGGAGCAAACAGUGACCACUGGAGGAAAAAUAUUCCAGUUCUUGCAAAAUCUCAUCGGGUUUACUCUAUUGAUCUUAUUGGUUAUGGAUAUUCAGAUAAACCAAAUCCUCGUCAAAUUAGAGAUGACUCCUUUUAUAGUUUUGAGACAUGGGCUUCCCAAUUAAAUGAGUUUUGUGUUGACAUUGUUAAGGAUGACGCAUUCUUCGUAUGCAAUUCCAUCGGAGGUGUGGUUGGUCUUCAAGCAGCAGUAAUGGAGCCGCAAAUCUGCAAGGGCAUUAUCCUUCUUAAUAUCUCUCUGCGCAUGCUUCAUAUAAAGAAGCAGCCUUGGUAUGGAAGACCUUUCAUUAGAACAUUCCAGAGAUUGCUCAGGGACACUGCUGUUGGCAAGUUGUUUUUCAAUGCUGUUGCAACUAAAGAAUCCGUUAGGAGCAUUCUUUGCCAGUGCUACCACGAUACCUCGAAGGUGACAAAUGAGCUUGUACAAAUCAUCCUUAAUCCAGGGCUGCAACCUGGAGCAGCAGAAGUUUUUCUUGAGUUUAUUUGUUAUUCAGGUGGCCCUCUUCCUGAGGAAUUACUACCCCAAGUGAAAUGCCCAGUUUUGAUAGCAUGGGGUGACAAGGAUCCGUGGGAACCAAUUGAGAUUGGAAGAAACUUUAAGUAUUUUGAUUCUGUGGAAGAUUUCAUUGUCCUUCCAAAUGUUGGCCACUGCCCCCAGGAUGAAGCGCCUCAUCUUGUGAACCCGCUUAUCGAGUCAUUUGUGGCAAAGCAUGCUGAACCCUCAACAGUUAGUUGAUUGGAUUUUGCUGUGAGUUGGUUGAUGCUGCUUAAUGCACUGGAGGAGUGAAUGUUUCUCAAAUUGAAAUUGCAGCUGUCGAGAAUUAGUUUAUUUAUUAUUUUUCUUGUAUAUAUUGAAGCAUUACACACUUAUUUGCGUGGCAUAUCCAUGGUAAACGUGAAAAAUUUAUCUCCAUGCCAAUGAUUAUAAAAAUUACAAAUUUUCACUGUUUUGAAA
Molecule: messenger RNA, 1481 nt
Organism: Prosopis cineraria
Lineage: Eukaryota; Viridiplantae; Streptophyta; Magnoliopsida; Fabales; Fabaceae
Product: pheophytinase, chloroplastic
Exons: 8
Coding region: 108-1262 (384 amino acids)
Source: RefSeq, a predicted model, not a curated record